This is a messenger RNA of Knipowitschia caucasica, 3627 nucleotides long. The record is from the annotation of a GenBank genome assembly. Lineage: Eukaryota; Metazoa; Chordata; Actinopteri; Gobiiformes; Gobiidae.
AUGGCCAGAUUCCCACCAUCAGGAGAUUUUCAUGCAACAUCUCCUGUGGACCUGAAUGAACUGGACCAACUGGACCUGAAUGAACUGGACCAACUGGACCUGAAUGAACUGGACCAACUGGACCUGAAUGAACUGGACCAACUGGACCUGAAUGAACUGGACCAACUGGACCUGGAUGAACUGGACCAACUGGACCAACUGGACCUGAAUGAACUGGACCAACUGGACCUGAAUGAACUGGACCAACUGGACCUGAAUGAACUGGACCAACUGGACCUGAAUGAACUGGACCAACUGGACCUGAAUGAACUGGACCAACUGGACCUGAAUGAACUGGACCAACUGGACCUGAAUGAACUGGACCAACUGGACCAACUGGACCUGAAUGAACUGGACCAACUGGACCUGAAUGAACUGGACCAACUGGACCUGAAUGAACUGGACCAACUGGACCUGAAUGAACUGGACCAACUGGACCUGAAUGAACUGGACCAACUGGACCUGGAUGAACUGGAUGAACUGGACCAACUGGACCUGAAUGAACUGGACCAACUGGACCUGAAUGAACUGGACCAACUGGACCUGGAUGAACUGGACCAACUGGACCUGAAUGAACUGGACCAACUGGACCUGAAUGAACUGGACCAACUGGACCUGAAUGAACUGGACCAACUGGACCUGAAUGAACUGGACCAACUGGACCUGAAUGAACUGGACCAACUGGACCUGGAUGAACUGGACCAACUGGACCUGAAUGAACUGGACCAACUGGACCUGAAUGAACUGGACCAACUGGACCUGAAUGAACUGGACCAACUGGACCUGAAUGAACUGGACCAACUGGACCUGGAUGAACUGGAUGAACUGGACCAACUGGACCUGAAUGAACUGGACCAACUGGACCUGGAUGAACUGGACCAACUGGACCUGAAUGAACUGGACCAACUGGACCUGGAUGAACUGGACCAACUGGACCUGGAUGAACUGGACCAACUGGACCUGAAUGAACUGGACCAACUGGACCUGAAUGCGGCACGGCGGUAUAUAAAUAAAGAUUACUUACUUACUUACUUACUGAAUGAACUGGACCAACUGGACCUGAAUGAACUGGACCAACUGGACCUGAAUGAACUGGACCAACUGGACCUGAAUGAACUGGACCAACUGGACCUGGAUGAACUGGACCAACUGGACCUGGAUGAACUGGACCAACUGGACCUGAAUGAACUGGACCAACUGGACCUGAAUGAACUGGACCAACUGGACCUGAAUGAACUGGACCAACUGGACCUGGAUGAACUGGACCAACUGGACCUGAAUGAACUGGACCAACUGGACCUGGAUGAACUGGACCAACUGGACCUGGAUGAACUGGACCAACUGGACCUGAAUGAACUGGACCAACUGGACCUGAAUGAACUGGACCAACUGGACCUGGAUGAACUGGAUGAACUGGACCAACUGGACCUGAAUGAACUGGACCAACUGGACCUGGAUGAACUGGACCAACUGGACCUGAAUGAACUGGACCAACUGGACCUGAAUGAACUGGACCAACUGGACCUGAAUGAACUGGACCAACUGGACCUGAAUGAACUGGACCAACUGGACCUGGAUGAACUGGACCAACUGGACCUGAAUGAACUGGACCAACUGGACCUGAAUGAACUGGACCAACUGGACCUGAAUGAACUGGACCAACUGGACCUGAAUGAACUGGACCAACUGGACCUGGAUGAACUGGACCAACUGGACCUGAAUGAACUGGACCAACUGGACCUGAAUGAACUGGACCAACUGGACCUGGAUGAACUGGAUGAACUGGACCAACUGGACCUGAAUGAACUGGACCAACUGGACCUGAAUGAACUGGACCAACUGGACCUGAAUGAACUGGACCAACUGGACCUGGAUGAACUGGACCAACUGGACCUGAAUGAACUGGACCAACUGGACCUGAAUGAACUGGACCAACUGGACCUGAAUGAACUGGACCUGAAUGAACUGGACCUGGAUGAACUGGACCAACUGGACCUGGAUGAACUGGACCAACUGGACCAACUGGACCUGGAUGAACUGGACCUGAAUGAACUGGACCAACUGGACCUGGAUGAACUGGACCUGGAUGAACUGGACCAACUGGACCUGAAUGAACUGGACCUGGGUGAACUGGACCAACUGGACCUGGAUGAACUGGACCAACUGGACCUGAAUGAACUGGACCAACUGGACCUGGAUGAACUGGACCAACUGGACCUGAAUGAACUGGACCAACUGGACCUGAAUGAACUGGACCAACUGGACCUGGAUGAACUGGACCAACUGGACCUGAAUGAACUGGACCAACUGGACCUGGAUGAACUGGACCAACUGGACCUGGAUGAACUGGACCAACUGGACCUGAAUGAACUGGACCAACUGGACCUGAAUGAACUGGACCAACUGGACCAACUGGACCUGGAUGAACUGGACCAACUGGACCUGAAUGAACUGGACCUGAAUGAACUGGACCUGGAUGAACUGGACCAACUGGACCUGAAUGAACUGGACCAACUGGACCUGAAUGAACUGGACCAACUGGACCUGGAUGAACUGGACCAACUGGACCUGAAUGAACUGGACCAACUGGACCUGGAUGAACUGGACCAACUGGACCUGAAUGAACUGGACCAACUGGACCUGAAUGAACUGGACCAACUGGACCUGGAUGAACUGGAUGAACUGGACCUGAAUGAACUGGACCAACUGGACCUGAAUGAACUGGACCAACUGGACCUGAAUGAACUGGACCUGAAUGAACUGGACCUGGAUGAACUGGACCAACUGGACCUGAAUGAACUGGACCAACUGGACCUGAAUGAACUGGACCAACUGGACCUGGAUGAACUGGACCAACUGGACCUGAAUGAACUGGACCUGGGUGAACUGGCUACUGGCGGAGAAGCUCCAGCUGAACACGGUGGAGGUGGAAAGGGCGCACCGUGUAGGGAGACUGAACUGGACCUGAAUGAACUGGACCUGGGUGAACUGGACCUGAAUGAACUGGACCUGGAUGAACUGGACCUGGGUGAACUGGACCUGAAUGAACUGGACCUGGAUGAACUGGACCUGAAUGAACUGGACCUGAAUGAACUGGACCUGGGUGAACUGGACCUGAAUGAACUGGACCUGAAUGAACUGGACCUGGAUGAACUGGACCUGGAUGAACUGGACCUGAAUGAACUGGACCUGAAUGAAGUGGACCUGGAUGAACUGGACCUGGAUAAACUGGACCUGGAUGAACUGGACCUGGAUGAACUGGACCUGGAUGAACUGGACCUGAAUGAACUGGACCUGGAUGAACUGGACCUGAAUGAACUGGACCUGAAUGAACUGGACCUGGAUGAACUGGACCUGGAUGAACUGGACCUGGAUGAACUGGACCUGGAUGAACUGGACCUGGAUGAACUGGACCUGAAUGAACUGGACCUGGAUGAACUGGACCUGAAUGAACUGGACCUGAAUGAAGUGGACCUGGAUGAACUGGACCUGGAUGAACUGGACCUGGAUGAACUGGACCUGGAUGAACUGGACCUGGAUGAACUAGAGAAUUAUAUUCUGAAGAUGAAACGAGCUUCAAUGACUUGA